Molecule: messenger RNA, 723 nt
Organism: Talpa occidentalis (Iberian mole)
Lineage: Eukaryota; Metazoa; Chordata; Mammalia; Eulipotyphla; Talpidae
Gene: GPA33
Product: glycoprotein A33
Exons: 5
Coding region: 1-723 (240 amino acids)
Cellular component (GO): plasma membrane
Source: RefSeq, a predicted model, not a curated record
AUGGUGGGGAAGAUAUGGCUGGUGCUGUGGAUGCUCUGUGGAGUAUGGGUGACUGACAGCUCCAUCCUUGUGAAAACCCCGACGGAAACGAUUCUGGGUACUGAGGGAAAGAGCAUUGUCCUUCCGUGUAAUUACAGCACUACUGCCUCCAGCCUAAGAGGAUUGAUCCAGUGGAACAAACUCCUCAAGAGUCAUACGGAAAGCGUGUUCACGCAGUUCUUGGGAACAAAUGAAACCACCUUUGGUGAACGUUAUAUAAAUCGUGUCAAGCUGUCAGGCGACCCUCUACAGUCAGACGCUUCCAUCAUCAUUGACCGGCUGACCAUGGAAGACAACGGCACCUAUGACUGCUCAGUGACACUGUUAUCAGACAAGGGCGGCACGUCCCAGUCACGUCUCAACCUCAUGGUGUUGUACUCCCGGACCUCCGAGGACAUCACCAUAUACCUGAUUGUCGGGGGCAUCGUGGUGGGGGCCAUCGUCCUUAGCCUCAUCAUCUACUUCUGCCGGUGCCGGAACAAGAGUGGGAAUGAGAACGAGGGCAAGGGUGGCGCGAAGGGGAAGCUCAAGGUCCACUGGGGGUCUUCAGAUCAGAUGAGUGACACUUCCGGAGGGCAGUACGAGGAAGACAACUGUGAGACUGAAGCAGGCCAACUAUUUUGCGCACCCAAUCCGGACUGGGGAUCCCCUGACCAGUCAACCAGCUACGAUUGUGAUGAAUGA